Messenger RNA from Argiope bruennichi, 6115 nucleotides. RefSeq lists its product as uncharacterized. The transcript is spliced from 6 exons. The coding region runs from base 127 to 3267 and encodes 1046 amino acids. Lineage: Eukaryota; Metazoa; Arthropoda; Arachnida; Araneae; Araneidae. The record is from RefSeq and is a predicted model, not a curated record.
GAUUAUCUUUAAAAAAAAUCUUUAAAAAUGUAAAAAAAUUAGCAGAAAUAUUAUUCUUUGAAAUAAAAAAAAUACUUUAAAUUUUUAUUUAAGUAAGUACUGAUUAUGUUUUAUUGAAGUCUGGUCAUGUCAACAAGUAAUAUGACUGUUUCUAGCAUGGCGGAGGAACUUUCACAACAAACACUUAUGGUAAACAAACAUGUGCCAGUAGUUGAUGGCAUUUCAAAAGAUGAGCUAUCGAUAAACCUAAGUGCAAGUGAAAAAAUUAUAAUUUCUGGUGAAGUGCUACAACCACCAGUGAAUGAAACUGGUGAAUAUGAUCAAAAUGUUUUUGAACAAAAUCGAAGUAAUAUUUUGCAAGAAAAUAUUCAUCCCCUUUCUGAUCAUUCCUACAUUCAUACAACCAAAUCACCUACUUUUGAAUCUAUGAACACAGAAGAUUUAAACUCUGUCGGUAGUCCAAUAGCUCCUGAUAAGGACGUAAACAAAAAUUUAGAAUUACAUAAUUUGUCCUUUGAAACUGAUAAAUGUGUUUCAGAUUCUUCUGGAAAUCAUUUAAAAUCCUUAUCUUUAAAUGAAGAUAACGAAAUAAAUUUAAAUAAUGAAUCUUUAACUUUUAAUGCAGUGGAAGGCAGUUGCAGUGAAGAUUUUUAUGCCAAUGAAACAAUUGUCAGUAGUAAUCCUUUAAUUAUAUCUGAAAAUCCUGUAUCAUCUAACAGCUCAUCAGAUCAGACUGUUUGUGCACUUCCCUCUUCCUCAGUUUCAUCAUCAAACAAUUUUGCCUUAUCCAACUUAAAAUUUCUUACAACAAAGAAAACCAAUGCCCCUUUAGGAUCUGUGGAGAAUCCUAUACAAAUUACUCACAAAGGUGAUUCAUUUGAAACUACUCAGGUGUUAACUCAAGCUCAGUUGCAACAAAUAUCAUAUGUUUUGCAAAACCAAAGAGCCAAUAGAAUUCAGAAUGGAGGAAGAUCUGUAUUAUUUGAUCCCACGACAAACACAAGAAUUGUUUGUCGUAUUGUACAUCCUUCUGAAUUGCAAGGCACUAAUUCUACAACUGAGACGGCUUCAAAGCCAACUGCAAUCAGGAGAGCUUCAUCUUCGCGAGGAAAAGGACGUCAUAGGAGAACAGAUGAUGAUGACAGGGGGACUAAUUUGACUAAAGAAGAACGGGAAGAAAGAAAAAAACAAAGACCCAGAACACGUUCUGGUCGUAUUUCUAAGCCACCAUCUUACAUGGUGAAAGAUUAUAAACGUAUUCAUCAUCUUGAUUUUAAUGAAGAUGUUUAUGACUCUGAUGGAGGUUACUCAGAUUAUCAUUUAAGUGAUGAAGAAACAGUAAAAUCUGGAACUAAAGAAGAAGUAUUACCACCAGGAGUUACUACAUCAAAGCAGCGGAAUUAUGCUUGUCAAAAAUGUCCAAAAGCUUAUAUUGGAAAAGGUGGUUUAUCACGACAUUAUCGUUUGAAUCCAAGUCAUGGAAGUAUGCAAGAAGGGGAGGAUGUCAGUACCCAAGAUGAAAAUUCAAGUAGCUCCUUAGCAUCAUCUGUUUUGAGCAGUUCUGGAGGACAGAAUAACAGCCAAAAUGGUACUACUUCCUUUCCUCAAGUAUCUGUUCGAUUUGAAACUGAAGGCUCUUUAGAAAAAGCACCACAAUUGCCAUCUUCUGGCCAAGUAAAUGCAAUAUUAUCUGCAAGAAGAAAGUCAAAGUUGAAGGAGAUUUUAAAAAGUUAUUCAGAUGAAGAAUUGAUAGAUGCAAUACUUCCUGAUUUAGCCCAAAAGGUUUCAUUGUGGGAUUUUUUCUUAAAAAAGUGUGAUGAAAAGUCAGAUGGAUUGAGAAUUUAUGAGAUGCUGAAAGAAUUUGAAAAAUUUCUUGUUGAAAUGCAAAAGAUCUCUCAUGCUUAUCUGUCACCUGCAUCAUAUGAAGAUCAUGGGAAAACAAUCAUUAAUAUCUCCAGCAAGCAGAUUGCUGAAGCAUUAUCAUUAGAAAGAGGAGCUUAUUUUGUCAAUGACCCAUCUACUACCAUUUCAAAUGCUGCCUUCAGUGAAAGUUUAAGUGGUGAAUUGAACCAAUCUGGUGAUAUUAUCCAACCUCAUGCGAAACGGAAAAGAAUUGAUCAGAAUGUGGAAGAUAUUAGCUCUGGAUUACCAGAUCAGAUUUUGAGUGAUGUUCAUGAAAGUGGUAAUAUAGAUUUGCCAUUGUCUGAAGUCAGUUUUCCUGUGAAUUCUGAUUUUCAGAGACAAGAUAAUCACAUAUUCAGUUCAGCUCUUACUGCAGUUGAUCCACAAAAUGAUUUAGCUUCAAAGAGUUUAUUUGAUCUCAGCAGUUCUACCACUGUUACUCCUAGUUCUUUGUCUUCAGGUUGUCUUAGUGCUGUGAAUACUUCUAAGUCAGAAAAAAUGAAUAUGCUUUUCACCACAAAUGGUGCUCAACAAUUACAUAACUUACAAAUUCGUAAAGUACAAUUAUUGGGAACAGAAUCCCAGCAGCAAGUACUGGUGAAAAAUAGCACAAGAAUGUCAUUGAACGGUUUUACUCUACCUCCAGAUUUUAAUUUAAAUGAAAUUUCAUCUAAUAAGACUAUAUGCAUGAACAACAGGGAAGUGGAAGUAGAUUGCAGUAAUUUAACGGCAAAAAGUACUUUUCAAACUCUAAAUCUUAGUGGGAAUAUUGACAUUCUUAGUCAGGGUUUACAAGAAAGUGUUGGCAUAUGUAACAAUCAAGCAACAGAUCAUUCUUUGUCUGAUUUAUCCCAUGUAAAUAAUACUCAUAUUUCUAAUGAAAGCCAAAUAACUGAUACACAAAAGGUCCAAGAUGAGGUGUCUAAAAAUAUUGUUAAUUGUUUACCUUUGGUAGAUGUACAAAAUCCUGCAACCAUUGUUAGUGACAAUGAAAUACAAACUUGCUUACCACCUGAUAUCACUACCAGUAGCAACACUUUGGAAGAAUCUAGGGAAUUUGAGAUUCCACCAAGUGACAUUGCUUCUGAAUCUACCAAGACCACCGAUUCUUCCCAAAUUUUAAGGCACUUUGUUUUACCUGAUGGUCAGUUGAUUGGUGUUUGGUCACCAGCUGAUAGUUCAGAAAAGUCUGUGAAUGAGCAACUUGUACAGAACUGUUUGCCUGGAAAUCUUAUUAUUGUACAAAAUCCUGAUGGUACAAUACAAGUGCCUAGUAACCAGAACCUCACUCUGGAAACUUUGCAAACAUUUGUGUCAGUUGAUCCGGGGCAAACUACUUCCACAUAUACUACAGUUCAUAUGUAAAACUGUACAUUUUUAUUUAUUUGAAAAAAAUUUGAUAAAGUGACUUUUGUACCUGCUGUUUAAAUUAAUGUAUAUUUGACAAGGUUUUUAAAUGCAUGAAUGCAUCUUUAUUAUAAAUAUUUAUAGAAGGAAAAUAUGCUUUGUUGUGCAUAAAUUGUUCCCUCCAAAUAUAAUAUAUUAUUCAAAGUUAUUUCUCUGUGUGUAUAAAUGUUUUAAGAUGUUAAAAAGAGUAAAUAUGUUAAUUAUUGAUAUAAUUAUAUAAUAUUGGCGGUGAGUUAUUUUUUAAUAUUGUUAUAGUUUGUUCUUGUAGUCUUUUCUCUCUCAUUGUGUAAUUUAAGAAAGCAUUAUUGGAAUUAGAAACUUGAAGAGAUUUUACUGGUAUCUCUUAAUUUAGAAACAUUUUACCAGGGUCCAAAACCAAAGGAUGCAUUACCUUUUCAUCUAUUAAAUAAGAAGUUCUUCAUUUCUUAAUGGAAACAGGUGUCUUAAUAAGUCUGAUAUUUACUAUAUAGAAAUAAAAUAUAUAAAACUUAUUUUAAUUUUUUAAACCAAAUAAGUUUCAAAUAUGAAAAUGCUUGAGGAAGUAUCAUCUCUUUAUUAUAGUGAUACAAUAUAUACUUAUUCCUCAUUAAAAUUGUGACAUCUCUGAUUCUAGUAAUGACUUGGCUUAAAAAAAUAUGAAUUCUGCUUCUUAUAAAUCAUAAAAUUUUCAGUUUUUUUUUUUUUUUCUUCUUAAUAUUAUGAAUGGAAAUCCAAUGUUAAACUACUAAAUUCUGGUCUUCUUACUUGGGUUGACUUUGUAUUGGUAUCCAAUUUUUUUUUGAAUGGCACAGGAGAAAAUGCUCUAAUAUAAUUUCAUAUAGUUUUCAGUAUAAAACAUUACCUCAGUAGUUGUAAUUUUAUGACCCUUAAAUGCUCAUAAUAUAAUUCUUCAAAGAAUUUAGAACUUUGUAACUACCACCUGUAAAUUUUUUAAUUUCUGGAGCAAUUAUAUGAAAUCAUUAUUUCUUUCUUUAAGUAUGAGAAUGUAUCUGUAUAAAGACUAUCCAGGUUUUAGUAUGAAAAUACAUUAACCCUUUUACUGCUAACCUAGCCCAACCGACCAUGCAAAUUUUAUACUGCUUUGCCAGAUUUUAUUUCCAAUGAAGGGUGCAAAAUUUAAAGAGAAGACAUCCUUGGUAAUAAUUUGUUUUACAUUUUGCAGCCCUCGUUUGAAACAGAAACCGUAUCUCUGGCACAGAAUUUGCAUAACCGGUUGGGCUGGAUUCUUAGUGAAAGGUUCAACUCUUACAUACUACUGUAUAUGGAAUGUUUUCUUAUAUUAAAAUUAGAAAUUGUCUUAUUUUAUUAUACAUAUUAAUUUAUUAGGGUGGAUAUUUACCAGCAUUCCUUAAGAAGAAGCAUUGCAUGAAUUAAGAAUUUUGUCACUGUUGUUCAGAUGAAUAUUACUCUUACCUAUUUUCUAAUCCAAAUAACCCUGAAUGUUUUUAGUCUUGUAAAAUGCUGUAUAGCAUUGAAAAUAUUGUACGGUAUUUGCAUGCUGUUGCGUCUUUUAAUCUUAAAAGAAAUUUUUGUAGAUAGUGUUAGUUAUUUUUGGAGAUUUCAGAGACUUAGUUGUUGAAUUUCUCUAAUGUAGUUUGAUCUUAGCUGAUAUCAAAUCUUUUGAAAUGAGUUAAAGAUCUUAUAUUAAUAUGACAUGGAAUUAAUGUGGUUUAUGUAAUUUGGCAAAAUUACGUAGUACACCCCAAAAUAAGACACAUUCUUUAAGAAAGGAGCUUUAUUCUAACUAAACUAAACUUAGUUAUUGUGUUGGAAAUAUGAACUUUACCUAUUGUUUUUCUAUUUUGAAAUUUUUAAUUGAGAAAUAAUGACCAAAGAACUAAAAUAGAUGUGAAGGCCACAGAAUGACAUUUAAAAAAUUUCCAAAUGUAAUAAAAAAAAUUCAAAAAUAAAUUCUCAUGAUUACUGAAUUAAAAACAAAGUAAAUAUUUUACUUUUUAUUUAUUCCAUGACAUUAUUUUUACUAUACAGGAUUCUAAAAUUAUUCUGUUUAUUAUUAUUUAUAUUGACUUUCAAAUUGGUAUUAAACCUUUAGUUUUGGACUCUGUGUAAUAUAUAUACUUAUUUCUUAUUUACAAGAUAUUUUAGGAACAUUAAAUGAAGCUAGAUGAAGCAUUUUAGACUCUUAGUUCAUGUUGAGGAUUUUAUAAACAUCUUUUUUGUGUUCUUAAAUGUUUUAAUCAAAUUACUUUCAUAAUCAAAGUAUUAGAAAGUAUGAUAUAAAACUUGUUAAUGGAUUUCAACCAAAUUUAUAACCUUUGUUUGAAACAAAUUUUUAUUCUUCUCUUGAUUAAUGAAAAAAUGAAAGAAACGUGCUGCUUUUUAACUGGCCAAAUUUUGAAUUAUAAAAAUUGAUACUGAUUAAUUUCUUUAAAUUGUUUAUCAAAUUUCAUUCUGUAAAUAGUAUUUUACCGCUGCAUUGUUCAUUAUGAAAAUGUAACAGAGUGUAGAUAUGUAUAUUUUACAAAAAUUAAAUUAUUUUUUAAAUAAAAUGAAAUUUGAUAUUAAUUUUUUAAAAAAAAAUUUCUUUUAACAUUGCUUAGCUGUGAUUUAACGUAUGAGAAAGUAUUAGCAGUAAAAUCAUUAAAUUUGUUCAAUAGCAAAACAGAAACAAAAAUAAAAUUAUUCAGGGACAUUAAUAAACUUUUAAAAUGAAGGAAGGUUUUUUGUUUGUUUUAGAGAAUAUUAAAAACUCUUUUAAAAGUAUAUGUCUAAUUUUCUUGUUCAUUUUUAAAACUCUGAAUGAUUUUGAUGUUGUUUAUUUAUGUCUGUUUAAUUAUUGUGAUUA